Chara braunii is the source of this 832-nucleotide messenger RNA. The record is from the annotation of a GenBank genome assembly. Lineage: Eukaryota; Viridiplantae; Streptophyta; Charophyceae; Charales; Characeae.
CUAUGUUUGUUGAAGCGGAAUUACCUUGACAUUCAUGUAUGGGAAAACUUGUGUUUUGGAAACAAUUGUGGCUCUCUCUGUUGCAGCGCAAUUACCUUGAUGUCUAUGUGUGGGAGAACUGGGGGACAAGCAACAUCCCAGCGUUGGAGCAGGGACAACAGUUCAUCCCAACAGAUUUCUACUUGCGUGAAGGGAGGACUGAACCGCCGCAUUUACUUACAGAAUCUGAGCUUAUUGGGCUCAUGGAUAAGGCUGGAAUAGGCACAGAUGCCACUAUGCAUGAUCACAUCAAGAAACUGAUUGACAGAUGGUUUGCAACAAAAGAUGAGAGGCAACAGUUCACUCCAACCCCACUGGGAGAAGCUUUGGUGAUGGGCUAUGAUGCGAUUGGGUAUGAGCUCUGGAAGCCAUAUUUACGUGCGAUGAUGGAGAGGGACAUGAAGUGUGUUAGUGAUGGUACCAAGAGCAAACAGGAUAUCCUGAGAACAUGUUUAGCUGAAAUGAAGACUGUCUUUCAAGAUGCAAGAACAAAGCAGGAGAAGCUUCUGGAUGCGGCUGCCAUGUACUUUGACAGAGCUGAAGGUGCUGCUGAGCCAAGACCUGUUGGAGCAUUUGUGCGCUCUUGUCCAUUGUGUGGGACAUCAAACAUGGUGCUGAAGUCACGACCGGAUGGGAAGUUUAUGGUGGGUUGCUUGGGAUUCCCCAAUUGUCGGGGAGUUAUGUGGCUGCCUGCGGCUUUGGUGGACGCAUCUGUUACAGAACAAACAUGUCAGAGUUGUAAUCCAGCUGCUGUGAACAUCCAACAAGUAUAAAAUAAAAUUGCCUUGCUUCU